This is a messenger RNA of Dovyalis caffra, 264 nucleotides long. Lineage: Eukaryota; Viridiplantae; Streptophyta; Magnoliopsida; Malpighiales; Salicaceae. The record is from the annotation of a GenBank genome assembly.
AUGGCAGCUUCGAAAUUGUACGACGGAGGAUUCAAGAAAUUGGGAUGGCUGGCUGGAGGCUUCAAUCGUUCUGCAGAUAGUGACUUUCCAGCUGUUGAAGGGUCAGAAAAAUUGCGAUACGCAACCAUAGGUGCUGCAUCAGAGAAGACUCCUGCAGAAAAUACAAUCAAACAAGAUCAGCAAGCUCUCCACCAUCUUCAAUUCUUCAUAGCUGAAAAUAAUUUCUGUAAGAUUACUUAUAAAGCCUUUAGAAAGAAUCAGUAA